UCUUGACCUUGUUUAUGGACCGGAUGGACGGAUAAGUGACAGAAUGUCACGAAAAUCUCGUCAGGGUUAUAGCAUUCGCCACUUGCUGCAGCUGCCCAAUCCGCGAUCCUCCCCGGGGCCGCACCCUCCGCCCGGUAUCAAGGCUUCAUUACGGACCCGCAUGCCCUCACCUUCUGAUCAAGGGACGUUUCACCCUACAGUAAUUAUUCGGAACAAAGGUCUAACACGUUUCAAAGAGGGAACGCAUGCAUCCGUUCAGUUCCAAGCCGAUAGCUCGAAUUUAUGCGGCGCCGGCGCUCAGGCAAUUAUCAUUCACGCGAUGAUUCCACCGGCCGCCGGACGCUCCCAGUCCCGAUACACGCGCCCAGUCAAUUAA
Molecule: messenger RNA, 376 nt
Organism: Nymphalis io (European peacock)
Lineage: Eukaryota; Metazoa; Arthropoda; Insecta; Lepidoptera; Nymphalidae
Exons: 5
Coding region: 44-376 (110 amino acids)
Source: RefSeq, a predicted model, not a curated record